UUAACUCUGUCGAAACGUUAAAGAACGAUAAACAUCUGCAUGUAAACUGAAAGUCACUCAUAUUCGUAAAUAAGUCGUUAUCAAAUUCGUAUGUAUGUACGGUAUAUAUGAACGUUAAUCCUUAACUCGCUUUCUUCUGCUUUCGUUACAACUACAAUACGAAAGAACCCACAAGCAUACGCUUUAAGUUAGCACGUCAGACCAGUUUUGGUUUCAGUCUUUGUAUUGCGCUGUAUCCAGACGUUUGUGGCGAGCAAAAUGACGGUUCGUUGGCUAAUAAUUCUUUCAAUAAUCUGCACGCAGCUCCACCUCUCUGCCGGCUCUCAAACCGCUCAGCCAGCCAAUCCAGAGUUACAAGCGUUCAUCCAGCGCGUUGAACGUCUCGUACUCAACACAACUGAUCGUGCGCUGAUCGUCACCCAAAAUGUCUACCACAACCUAAGCAAAGAGAUGCCGCCAACACUGUUGGAAGCCAACAAUCAAACGAUGCAGCAGUAUAUUGCGCAGGUACAGGAAGCGUUAGAUGGCACUUCGUACACGAACUUCACAUUGAAGCGUAAAUUGCUGCGCCAAUUCAAAGUGAACAAUUUGCAAAUUGAAUUGCUGCGCCGCCAAUUGGAACCCCUACAACCGGAAUUCAACUUUCAACUAAUCUCAGACGAAUUCUACAAGUCCAAGACGAAUGUCACGGAGUUUGACAACUUGUAUUUGAGUUUCAUGGACGAGUUCGCGGCCGCGUCUCAGCAGUUGUGGGAUACGCUGUCUGAAACCACCGUGGAGGAGCAGCAGGAGCUGCUGGAGUUGCUUGAUGAGAUUUCCAAGGAAGAGCAAUUGCGUGAGAAGGAUAAAUUGUAUGAUGAGUUUAUUGCCAUGUAUCUAUUUAAGAUAGAAGAGAAUGAGCAGGAGGCUAAGGAAUUAUACUGA
This is a messenger RNA of Bactrocera neohumeralis, 924 nucleotides long. RefSeq lists its product as uncharacterized. The transcript has 2 exons. NCBI's taxonomy places the organism in Eukaryota, Metazoa, Arthropoda, Insecta, Diptera, Tephritidae. The record is from RefSeq and is a predicted model, not a curated record. Bases 259 to 924 code for a protein of 221 amino acids.